AGGUAUGUGUUGUUUGCCCAGUGUGUGUGGGGUGUCAUCAUCCUGGGCGGGAAGGAGUUUGAUUGGCUGGGGCCCAGGGUAGCAGGAGGUGACCUCUCUCCACCUACUGUAAUAUAAAGGAUGGCGAGUGCAUACCCAGGUGGACUGGGCAGUGCCAAGGAGCGGUUGGAUGGGCUUGGGCCGACUGGGCUUGGUGGAUUGGGUGGAGGUGGGCUGGGCGGACUUGGUGUGGCGAUGUCGAUGGCUAGAGGCAUGUCUACUGGAGAUAGAUUAAAUAUGGGUAAUAACAAUAGUGGAAUGGUGUGUCCAUUAUGUCGCAGUAGCUUGGAGGAUGCUCGUGUACUGCCUUGUCUUCAUGCUGUAUGUGGCCCAUGUUUGGACUCGCUCCUUGUGGGCACUACCUUGGACUGUCCUACGUGUCAUACCGAACUCAACCUCGACCAGCCAUUAGAUGCACUCAAUCCUCCACUCUUCCUGCCUUCUAUUCUUGAAAUGGUAUCUGCAGAUGAUGAGAUUACAAACCCCCCACCUCCAACCAGUAUGGUCAGUCCCAAUGCACCUCAUGUCAACAACCGGGAGCAGUUACCUCCAAUAUCGCUCUUACACAAGGAACUAGCAGUCAACAGUCGAAAUUCCCUCUAUCUAUGUGCAAGUUGUGAUGACAGGCAGGCUGCCACAUCACGCUGUCGGGACUGUAAUGAUGCCCUCUGUGACAACUGUGUUCGUGCACAUCAGCGUGUUCGCCUUACUAAAGAUCACUUCAUUGUUCGAUUACCAAAUGAAGAUGGCAAUAAUGGUAUUGGUAGCAGUGGUAAUGGCAACUUAGGUGGAGUUCGCACACAUUAUCAAGAAGACAAUUGUCAUUCACCACACAGUCUGGCUUCGCCCCCUCCAGCAAUUUCUUCACAUAGUUCUCCACAUCAGUCUGUUGUAUAUUGUAAUAUGCAUGAUGGAGAGGUGAUUAGACUUUACUGUGAAAUGUGCAAUGCUGCCAUCUGCAGAGAGUGCACUCUGCGCGAUCAUUGUGGCCAUUCUUUUGUGUACUUGCAGGAUGCUGCUGAGACAUCUCGCUCUGUCACGAUGAAGCUGCUGACUGAGGCUAGGACUGGAAUUAGAGCUAUUGAAGAUAGUAUUGGUGUAACAAAACGUAUGGUGGAUCAUGUGGACCUUCGUGCUCAAGCUGUAGCCAGUGAUGUUCGCACCACUACACGUCGUCACAUAUCAGCAUUGGAAGAUCGUGAGCGGAAGUUGUUGCACAAGGUGGAAAGAAUUCGUCAGCUUAAAGGCAAAACUCUUCAAGACCAAAUUGAUGACCUCAGUACUGCCCUUGCAAGGCUUACACAUACUGUUGACCUUGGCUCUUCUGUGGAUUCUGCUAAUCAUCUAGAGCUGCUUAAAACUCGGGACAAACUUAUAGCAGAGAUGAAUGAACAGAGACAGAUUAAAGCCCAUCUUAACCCUUAUGAAGAUGAUAACAUUGUGUUCACUCCUCCUGAUAAUUCUCUCUACCAAGCCAUCAGCACAAUGGGUUUUAUUUCUUCUUCAGGGUAUGCUCUGAAUUCAAUUGCUGUAGGUACUGGACUGAAACGAGCAUUAAGAGGUAAAGUAGCCACUUUUGUAGUGCAUGGGAAAGACCAUCUUGCAGACCAGAGGCAUACUGGUGGUGAUCAGGUAACAGUGAUGGUUCAUGGCCCUGAUGGCAUGUCUUCAGCGGCUGAUGUUGAGGAUCGCAAGAAUGGCUCUUAUUUGGUUAGCUACCAACCCCAGGUAGAAGGGCAGCACGUAAUUGCUGUGCUUAUGCGUGGAAUGCACAUACAAGGGUCUCCAUUCACUGUACAAGUAAAAACUGGGAGAAAUUAUUCCUCAGUGGGAAAUGUAUUACUAACCAUAGGUGGUGAAGGAGAAGAGGAGGGUCAGUUAUGUCGGCCAUGGGGAGUUUGCUCUGAUAAAGAUGGCUUUAUCAUCAUUGCUGACCGCAGCAAUAACCGAAUACAAGUCUUCAGCCCAGAUGGUACCUUCCACCAUUCCUUUGGAACAGCUGGAUCACGGCCAGGGCAGUUUGACAGGCCUGCCGGAGUGGCUGCAGAUCACAUGGGAAGGAUUAUUGUGGCCGAUAAAGACAAUCACCGCAUCCAAGUCUUUACAUUUGAUGGGAAUUUCUUGUUCAAGUUUGGUGAGAAGGGAAGCAAGAAUGGGCAGUUCAACUAUCCUUGGGAUGUUGCUAGUAAUCCAGAAGGCCACAUUGUCGUUUCUGAUACCCGAAAUCACAGGAUCCAACUCUUUCGACAUGAUGGCACUUUUUUGAAUAAGUAUGGAUUUGAGGGUGCUCUGUGGAAACAUUUUGAUUCACCACGAGGUGUCUGCUUCAAUCUUGAAGGUCACAUUGUCGUCACAGAUUUCAAUAAUCACCGACUACUUGUGAUUCAUCCCGAUUUUCAGUCGGCAAGAUUUCUUGGAAAUGAAGGCAUGGGAACUGGACAGUUUUUGAGACCACAGGGAGUGGCUGUUGAUCAAGAAGGACAUAUAAUUGUGGCAGAUUCUAGAAACCACCGUAUCCAAAUAUUCCACCCCAAUGGCAGUUUCAUGUGCAUGUUUGGAAUACCUGGCUCUUCACCUGGCCAACUUGACCGCCCCAGUGGAAUCUGUGUCUCGCCAGAUGGCUACAUUAUUGUAGUAGAUUUUGGGAACAACCGAGUGCAGGUAUUCUAAUGACCCAGACUGGUGUAAUUUUUAAUGUUUUAUAUUUGAUAUACAUCUGUCUGUGAGCUUUAGCGAGCAAUGUUUUUUUUUUUAACUCGCCAUAAGUGUCUUGCAUACCAAGUAUACAAAGUACAAAGUGAGAAAACAGCGUACAAAUUCUACAGGUAUAUUGGUGUGUGUAGACUCUCCACAGUAGUUCACUUGUUAAUGGAGAAUGAUACAGGGUAUACUUUUAUUGUCAGAGGCUUCAAACAUUUGUAAAUAUACUUUAACAGUUUUAUUUGGCUAGCUCAGAACAAUAGGCUCUAGAUUAGAUGAAUAAAUGAAAAAUAAUUCUCUGGCCAUUGAAAAGGAUGGAUAGCUUGAUAGAUGGAUUUUAAUGUGGUGCUCUCAAUAGAUUACCUCUGUGUUCCUUACCACAAUAUUUCUUGUGGUCUUAGAAUAAUAUAUACUAGUAUAUCUCAGAAUGGUUACUCAGGGAUCCAUUUUUAUUUUUUUUGGCUUAUAUUCAUCAUUCCAGACGUGUAAGUUAGCUUACUUAUCGGAGGUCCUUGCAUACUUGUGUGUACUUCUGCAUGAACUCGCCUAUUUGUGGUUUCAGGGGUUGAGUCUCAGCUCCUGGCCCAAGGUGUGUUUUGCACAUGCACCCUUGUACAGGCAUACAUUGUAGUACUCAUGAAAUUUAGCAGUUGAUUUAGGGCCCAUGAGCACCAGGUCAAGGUUCCGCUGGUUGAUGUUUGAAACUCAAUAUUAUUAAAUAUUGUACUGUAUUUCCAUUGUAAAAAAUCAUUGCAGAUCAGCAUUUUUAAUGCAUUUUUAGUCUGUAGAGUAUAUUUUUAGCAUCUGCAAAAUGCCAAAAUCAAACAGAUUUCAUAGAAAUUUGAAAUUGCAAUUAAAUUGUGUCAGAAAUAUCCAAUAUUAUGUAAAAAAUGCAGUAGUAUUUAGAAAAAUUUAGUAAGACAGUGUUCAGCAUACCAUGUAUUUGGGCACAUACAAGUAACUUUAUUGUAUAUGCACCAGCAAGUAACCUUGGCCUGGCCAACAACCCCUCAGCAAUGUUCAGUAACUUAACAACUCUGCAUAACUACCUCACUCGUUAGGGUUAAGAUGCAGCUAUUAUAAGCUUGUUAUGUUGAUAACAUAUACAUACCAUAUCUUAACAUGAAAUUUGGUGCUGCUUACGCACAUUUGGAGAUAAAAAUCUAAUAGGCUGGUUAGUGCGCCUAGCGUUAGUGGUAAGUUUUCCUUACAAAAAAUAAAACGGGUGUAGUAUCAUACAGUAUCAAUUAAGUUUGUUUUCACUUUAGAUUGUGUCACUUUGUGACUAUAAUUAAGGUUUAGUGCACAGCCUUUUUUUUUUUUUCCAAGGAAAUGCCUUGAAAUGCUAAGUUAGUUGAUCUUCAUGAUGGCAGGAGUUUAAUAAUUUGAGUAUUGUGGAAAGGGCAGAAUUCAUGUGCCAGUACAGCUAGUAGUUAAAAAUUGGUAUUUGUAGACUGUUUGCAGUUACCACAGCCUCCCUCCCAGAGGACCACCUGGUUAGUGUGGCUGGUGGUGCCUGUUUGCAGUUACCACAGCCUUCCUCCCAGAGGACCACCUGGUUAGUGUGGCUGGUGGUGCCUGUUUGCAGUUACCACAGCCUCCCUCCCAGAGGACCACCUGGUUAGUGUGGCUGGUGGUGCCUGUUUGCAGU
Molecule: messenger RNA, 4390 nt
Organism: Cherax quadricarinatus
Lineage: Eukaryota; Metazoa; Arthropoda; Malacostraca; Decapoda; Parastacidae
Product: E3 ubiquitin-protein ligase TRIM71-like
Biological process (GO): negative regulation of translation; protein polyubiquitination; proteasome-mediated ubiquitin-dependent protein catabolic process
Molecular function (GO): protein binding; translation repressor activity; ubiquitin protein ligase activity
Source: RefSeq, a predicted model, not a curated record